AUGGUGGAGUUCCUUAAACCCAUGGAAGUCAUGAAUCAUGGUGGACGUGGAGGUGGCUGCGGCGGUGGACGUGGCAACAUUGUCAUGACUCAAGCAAAGUUGACUGAUUUGAUUAACACACGUAUGGCUGAGGAUUUGGCAGCUCAGCAAGCUGGUCAACCUGUGAACCAAAAUCAGAACAAUCCACCUGUGUGUACGUUUAAAACGUUCAUGGAUUGCAAGCCUCAAACUUUCAGUGGAACUGAAGGUCCCGUGGGACUGCUUCGUUGGUUCGAGAAAGCUGAAUCUAUCUUUGCUGUGUGCAACUGUCCAGCUGGGGACAGGGUGAAGUUUGCUACGGGCACCUUGGAAGAUGGUUUUUUGACUUGGUGGAAUGCUCAAGUGCAGAUGCUGGGCAUUGAGAUGGCAAAUGCGACAACUUGGGACGAUUUCAAGGAGUUGAUACAGGAAGAGUACUGCCCUCGCGAUGAAAUACAAAAGCUGGAAAACGAGUAUUAUAACCUGAAAAUGGAGGGGUCUAAGAUCGAGGCUUAUACGAAACGGUCUCACGAGCUAGCGAAUAUGUGUCCAGACCUAUCCUGA
Helianthus annuus (common sunflower) is the source of this 582-nucleotide messenger RNA. RefSeq lists its product as uncharacterized. Bases 1 to 582 code for a protein of 193 amino acids. The transcript has 3 exons. The record is from RefSeq and is a predicted model, not a curated record. NCBI's taxonomy places the organism in Eukaryota, Viridiplantae, Streptophyta, Magnoliopsida, Asterales, Asteraceae.